This is a messenger RNA of Nymphaea colorata (pocket water lily), 1149 nucleotides long. Its product is annotated as probable protein phosphatase 2C 25. Lineage: Eukaryota; Viridiplantae; Streptophyta; Magnoliopsida; Nymphaeales; Nymphaeaceae. The transcript is spliced from 4 exons. Bases 1 to 1149 code for a protein of 382 amino acids. Gene Ontology annotation, biological process: protein dephosphorylation. The record is from RefSeq and is a predicted model, not a curated record. Gene Ontology annotation, molecular function: protein serine/threonine phosphatase activity; cation binding.
AUGGCUUCGUGGCUGGCGAGAUGCUGCGGUCGAACGCCUCCAAGGACUGAUGGUAACGACGGCGGCGACGAUCAUGAUGAUCUGUUGCUCUGGUCGAACAGUCUGCUGCCGCAUUAUGUCGGUGAGUUCUCUGCCGCGAUUGUGCAGGCGAACGUGCUCGUCGAGGACCAGCUGCAGGUGGAGACGUUCCGGUGCGGCACGUUCGUCGGCGUGUACGACGGCCAUGGAGGCGACGAUUGCUCGACAUACGUCGCACAGCGCCUCUUCAAGAAUUUUCUAAGGAUUGCAAAGGAGAAUCCGAAUGGAACCGUGGGAAACGCCAUCCGAGAUGCCUUCAUGGCCACAGACAACGAGUUUCUACGGCUGGUGGAGACGUCGAGAGAAGAGAAUCCGCUGAUUGCAGCGGCCGGCUCGUGCGGCCUGGUGGGAGUCAUUUGGGAAGGCAAGGUCUACGUUGCGAAUGCAGGUGACUCGCGGGCAGUGCUCGGACGCUUGGUCCGCAACAACCAGAUCGUCGCCCAGCAGUUGAGCGAGGAUCACAACCCCAACAACGCAAGUGUGAGGGAGGCUUUAAUUUCCAGUCACUCCGACGAUCCCAACAUCGUCGUGCAGAAGAACGGCGUCUGGCGCGUUAAGGGCAUCAUUCAGUUAACAAGGGCACUUGGGGAUGGAUACUUGAAGAGAGCGGAGUUCGCUCUUCCUGCAGAACAUACACGUUUCCAACUUCCAGCGCCGCUGCAAAGGCCAGCACUAACAGCGGAACCAUCAAUGCAGGAACACACCAUUCAGCCAGAAGACAGGUUCUUAAUUUUUGCAUCGGACGGUCUAUGGGAUUGUCUCAGCAAUCAGCAAGCUGUCGACAUUGUUUUCGCAAGCCCCCGAGCUGGAAUAGCAAGAAGAUUGAUCAGAACUGCAAUGCAAGUGAUAGAGAACAGGUGUGGACUGAGAUACGAGCUCAUCAAGAUGGUCGCCCCGGGGGAACGGCGUGCUUGCCACGAUGACAUUAGUGUCGUGGUUGUUUACAUAGAGCACGAGAUGACUGGGAGUGGGAGAGGCCACAGUGCCUCGGCCGCCUCGGUGUCGGUCAGAGGAUUUGGAAACCCUGAGGGACCGUCUGAAUUCACAGUGUUGGAUGAAGUGGAAAGAUGA